Molecule: messenger RNA, 1384 nt
Organism: Labrus bergylta (ballan wrasse)
Lineage: Eukaryota; Metazoa; Chordata; Actinopteri; Labriformes; Labridae
Gene: f8a
Product: coagulation factor VIII associated
Biological process (GO): vesicle cytoskeletal trafficking
Cellular component (GO): early endosome
Molecular function (GO): protein binding
Source: RefSeq, a predicted model, not a curated record
AGCGUCUUUCGGUCGCACUUCCGGGUUGGUUUGUUGUGUUUUCUGUAUCGAUCAUGGCUGCGGAGGGCGAUUUCCUAGCGAGAUACCGUGCUGUGUCAAAUAAACUGAAGAAACGUUUUCUACGGAAGCCAAAUGUGGCGGAGGCGAGUGAGCAGUUUGGUCAGCUAGCCAAGGAGCUGAAGCAGCAGGACUGCCUUCAGUAUGCUGCCUUCUGUAACCUCGCCAUGGCUCGGUGUGAGCAGACGCUGUUCAACGCUCCUGGAGAGGCUCUGGCAUUAACGGACGCUGCCCGCCUUUUCCUCUUAUCCGAGAAGGAGAACAGGGCGCUGCAGGCUCCAGGAUUCGAUGAGCAUCUUCAGGCUGCGCUCAACUGCUACAGCUUUGCCAUCAAGGUUUACAUCGAGAUGAACCAGCCUGUGAUGGCAGCCAGCUUAUGUCUAGAACUUGGCAACGCGCUCAAGGAGAUGAACAGACCAGAAGCUAUCGUUCAUUACCAGAGGGCUGCAGAGUUACAGACACAGACUCCGAUAGAAGCUCUGCUGUCAAUGGGAGAAAUGGCCACAUGCAAAAUUUUCACCCGCGACUACGACGGUGCGUUGUCAGUGUUCACAGAGAUGCAGCUCAUGUGUCAGGAGAGAGGACUGCAGCUACCGGGCACCAGCACACCUGUUGGAGCUUUUCUGGACAUUGUGGCAAAAUGUGAGAUCUCCAGAGUCUUGCUGCUGAUGUUGCUUGAGCCUCCGCCUCAGAAGCUGUUACCAGAACAUGCUCAGACCCUGGAGCGAUACGCAUGGGAGUCUUUUGACCCUCACAGCCAAGUGACCUUCCUGCCUGAGAAUGUUUUCCUGCUCCUGCAGUCAGUCGUGAUGGCGUGUCAGGAGAAAGACACAGAGUCCCUCAAGUCUCUCCAGACUGAGCUAUGGCCGUUUCUUACUGCGGAGCAGAAUCACCUUCUCCACCUGGUGGUUCAGGAGCGCAUCACACCGUCUGGGCAAGGCAUCUAGUACAGUCCAGUUUUGACUCACUUCCUCUGGGAGCGAUACUUUAUGUGGUGGAACAUUCCUGUUUCUGACUGGGUCUGUUGUAAGGCCUGAAGAAGUGUUGUUCUCCAAACCGCUCUGUUGUCGCCUGCACUAAGAAACACACACGGCCAACUUUGCUCUUAUCAGGCAGAGUCGUGAAGAUGAAACAAAGUAUGAAUGUUCAAUUAGACCUUUAGAACUGUUAUGUUUUAUUUUAGUAUCCUGAUCAGACUUUUAUUGAAAUGUGAACUCUAAAUGUAAACACAUUGUUGAGCUGCUGUGUGCACCUGACUCCCCCCCUCCCCUCCCCCGUUCACACCUAUUUAUGAUGUAAUAGUUCAUUAAACACACGAGCUCUGUGA